UGUUAUUUUUGUUUCGAUACUUUGGACAAAGUGAUUUUUCGGUUAUGUUUUUUGCUGAAAAUUGAUUAAUUUUUACAUCAAAUCCAAAUCCAUCACUUUCGCAUCGUUUUGCUUUUAACAUUUCAAAAGAAUUGAGUUGAUUCAAUCAAUUAAUUUUUGCUGUUGUCGUUUUUCUGGUUCAUUUUGAAAAAAAUAAAUUGAAAAAAAUGUUGUCGAUUGGAACCCCGAAUGAAAAAUUAUAUAAACGACCAUUGUCAUCGAAUAGUAACAAUUCGAUACAAUUGGUCAAAAAACAAACAUCAUUGAUAACAUCGACUAAAAAUAAUCUGAAUUUGAUUCAAAAAUCAACAUCAUUGAAUGAUGAUGAUAAUAUUACUAAUGAUGUUAAUUUUGUUAAUCUUUUCCAUCAACCAUCUUUAAUCAAACCAUUCUUAUCAUCGCCAACGACAACAGCCUAUAAUCUUCGUCAAACAUGGAAUAACCAAUGUCAAUUUUUGGCCGUACCCGCACCAUUGGUUAUUGCUGGUCCAUCCGGUAGCGGUAAAAGUACGCUGUUGAAACGUUUGAUGAAUGAAUUUCAGGAUUGUUUUGGUUUCAGUAUUUCUCAUACCACCAGAAAACCGCGUAAUGGUGAACAAAAUGGACGCGAGUAUUAUUUUAUUGAUUCGGAAACAUUUGAAAAAAGUAUUCAAAACGAUGAAUUUAUUGAAUAUACACGUUUUUCCAACAAUUAUUAUGGCACCAGUAAAAAAGCUGUCAAAGAUGUUCAGAAUUCUGGAAAAAUCUGUAUACUUGAUGUUGAAAUAGACGGUGUAAGAAAUCUUAAAAAUACUGAUCUUAAUCCACGAUUUGUAUUUAUAAAGCCACCAAGUUUGGAAAUUUUGGAACAACGUUUACGUAGUCGUGGUACAGAAACAGAAGAAUCUGUUCAACAACGUUUACAACGUGCAAUUGAAGAAUUAAAAUUCGGUGAAAUCGAAGGAAUGUUUGACCUAAUCAUAACAAAUGAUGAUAUUGAAAAAGCAUAUAGUAUUUUGCGACAAUUCAUUCUUAAUGAGGUUGAAGCAUUGAAAAAAUCACGUGGAAUGUAAUCUUAUCGGAAAACGUCCAUCAAGAAGAUGAUAUAUAACAUUUCGAAUCAAAUUAUUGUUUAUAUAUCACACCUAACACACAACAUUAGAUACACACCAAAAUUGUUGAAGAAAAAAUGACACAUGACAAAUCCCACCAGUCUUUGCUUUUAUUUUUAUUUUUUGUUUUUGUUUUUUCCUAAUUUCAUUUAAUGUUCAACCGUGCACACGCACACACGCCAUUUUUUUUUAUUUUUGAAUUUUUUUUUUGUUCUUGACAAACAAAUCAAACUAAACAAAGACCAACAUUACA
Dermatophagoides pteronyssinus (European house dust mite) is the source of this 1383-nucleotide messenger RNA. Its product is annotated as guanylate kinase-like. Gene Ontology annotation, biological process: purine nucleotide metabolic process. Gene Ontology annotation, molecular function: GMP kinase activity. Gene Ontology annotation, cellular component: cytosol. The record is from RefSeq and is a predicted model, not a curated record. Lineage: Eukaryota; Metazoa; Arthropoda; Arachnida; Sarcoptiformes; Pyroglyphidae.